AUGGCGCAGCAGAGUUCAAGCUCUUUGCAUGCACACCUUGGUCCCAUCCCCGUCCGGGGAACGAUCACAAGUGAGCAGCGGGAGCAGAUCAAAGCUGCCACGUCUUGCUCUGCGGCAGUCAGGGAGCGGAACCAGUGGGGCGCCCGGAUGCUGACUGUCACUGGCCCAGCCAACGGGCUGCAAGAAGCCCAUAGCAUGGCCGUGAAGUUCAUAGAGGAGAACGGUGAAGAUAAGGGUCGUGCAGAUCCUGCUGCUGCCAGUGCCAAGAAUGAAAGCAAGAAGAAGUGGCAUGGUUCCUGGCACUCCUGGUCCACUUGGGAUGCUGACAAAUGGGUUCCGAGAAGCGAACAUGAGGAGCUGCAAAACCGCCUCAAAACAGCGGAAGGGACCAUUGCUGGUUUGCAGUGGCGUAUGAGCUGCUGGGAAAGCUGGCACUACUACCAAGGGCAACCCAGCUACGGCUAUGUGUACCAGAGUGCAGAGGCUCGCCCUGCACGUGAGCCCCGCGCAGAGCCUUGCCCGGGAAAAGAUGAAAGAGAUGAAAGAGACCGCACCCGAGACCCCAGCAGGAGCUAUGACCGACGUGACACCGUGUCACCUUUGGAAGAAAGCAACAGGACCAUCCUGCCUGAAGAGACACACACAAAGGAGUCUCAUGCCAAAAAGCGCAAGAAGAAGAGGAAGGACCGCCAGCGAUGGUCUGAGGAUACGGGGCAUGGGGAUCAGCAUGAUCAGCGGCAUUGGCAGAGGAAGAAGUGUUCUUUUCCAGGAAGAAGCUGGAGGAAGGCUCGUCCUCUUCCGUGCAAAAAUGGAGGAAGGCUCGUCCUCUUCCGUGGCAAGAAGGCUUGUCCUCUUGUUUCUGAUAUGAAGAGAAAAAGGCCCAAUUUUGACACCUUUGUUCCUCCGACUGUGACUUUGAGCGUGGCGGCACGAACAUCUGGGGGAGACAGAAACCAGCUCCGUAAAGGUAUCAUCAGGCCUUUGCUGGAGGAUUCCGUGUACGGGCACAUUCUCCAAAAGUGCCCUAUCCAAUUCACCAACGGCGAGGCAUAUGAAUGGGAAUACAUAAACCCGUUUGCUCUCAUUCACCAAUAUACUUCAGCCCGACCACGUUUUGGCGAUAUGCUGCGGGGGGCUGGGUCCGUACGGAUCGCUUUUUACAUGGAUGAAACUACACCAGGCAAUGUGCUUCGCCCAGAUCAUGGUCGAUCACUGGCGUGCUUCUACUGGACAUUGAUGGAACUACCGUCCUGGUUUCGGAGCCGCCACUGUGGCUGGUUUUAUUUCGGGCUUUUUCCUCUGUCGCUGGUGGAGCACGUAGCAGGUGGCUAUUCUUUCCUGUUUGCCUUCAUGGUGAAAACAUUCUUUGGCAAAGGAUUGCUAGCAUGGGAUUUCGACAGGACAGGCAUUUGCUGCAAAUCAAGUGGUGGAGACUUCAUUUUGAAAGCGCGUUUCGGGGCCCUACUUUCAGACGAGAAAGCAAUGAAAGAGCUCUGGUGCACGAAAGGUGCUAGUUCCUACAAGCCUUGCCACCUGUGCAAGAAUGUGAUGGGCCGGGUGGACCUGCCAGACCGCGGCUACUUGGUGCACUACACUUGCACAGAUUCAAGCCGCUUUGAUUUGCAUACUGCUGACAGUUUCCGGACUAUGGCACAGAAUCUGAAGCUUGAAGCUGGCAACCUGAGCAAAAAAGACUUCGAGCGAUUGGAGCAAUCUUACGGGCUUGUUUUCGACCCUCUUGGCAUCUUGUGGUGUGAAGAUUUGGGAGGCAUUGUCAACCCUGUAUCACACACCUACUGGGACUGGAUGCAUAUAUUGAUGGCCUGUGGUGGGAUUGCUCAGUAUGAGUUCAAUCAAUAUGCUAGGCGCCUUUGCAGUGCUGGCGUGUCCUUGCGGGCCCUUGACGAUCUUGCUGCGGAGAUUGUGUGGCCAAAGGGUGCUUAUUGGUCAAAGAAAUAUUUCCAAAAGCGUGUGGUGGAUAAAGACGGUGCCCAUUUAAAGGCGUUUGCCAAUGAGCUUUUCCAGUUGACGGACAUUUGGCGCUUAAUACUCCAGCUGGUGGUGCGCCCGGCUGGCAUCCUGGAGCUGGAAACCAGAAGUUUAGAGAGCAUGAUGAAAAUCAUUGACAUUUUGUCAAUGCAGGAAGAGGCGUUGCCUCUUGUUGGUGACUUGGAAAUCGAAAUUGCCCAGCACCACGCUUGGUUUCUAGAACUUUACCCGGAUUGCAACAAGCCGAAAACACACUGGCUACGACAUGUUCCGUCCUUGUUCAGGGAGUUUGGCUGCAAUCUCAGCUGCUUCAGCCCUGAGAAGAAGCACAAGGGAGUGAAGCAGCUGGCGCUUUUGAUUUCUGCCAACGUUGAGAAAGGAGUCUUGUACCGCGCAGUUGCAGAAAAUUUCUCUUCUUUCUCCAAUGAUGAAAAUAUGCUGCGCCCUAUUUUCCUGGAACGGGCGCAGGACAUGGAAGCUGAGUGGCUGCGGGCAUUCUAUCCGGACAUGCAAGAAGCGAAUGUUUCAAAGACACUGCGUUUUGAAGGUGGACGGGUGUCAGCAUCAGAUAUGCUAUGGUUUCCGGCUACAAAGCACCUUGCUCAGGCAUCCUUCUUUUUGCAGGUUCGGCUUUUGAACUCCUCUGAGUUCUUGAUCCACGGGGACUUAUAUCAGCAGGCUCGCCUUCAAUCUUUGCAAGGCUCGCCUGCAGAGACUUGCGCCAUGAGCGCCGCUAGCGAAGUGCCUGCUACUGCCACUGCAGAAGCUCUCCCCGAAUCUGCGGCCAGUGAAGCUACCGAAGCGGCUUCUCCAGCUGAGACGGCAACAUCUUGUGCAGAAACGCCUAGUGGCGUAGUUCCUCUGGACAAGGUGGAGACCGGCCCUGGACUUCCAGCAGAAAAUUUGUGUUCCACCUGCAGGAAGCCUGUCUCUGAGGAGAAUGGUGUGGUUGUGGCACGGGCAGUGGGGAAGACAGCUACUUCUUUGCGCUGCAGGGCAUGCCACAAUUUAAAAAGUAGGAUCAACCGGGUGUUGAGCCACUAUGGCUCAUUGGCCCAGGAUUGGACGAAGGUGACUGAAAAUGAGAAGAAAGAAUUUUACAAGAAGUACAAGGAGCAGGCGGGACCGGACCUUCUGACCAGGCUCCAGGAGACAGUGACGGAAAGCAAGAAGACCAGCAGCGCCGUCUCCUUCGAGGGCACCGGCGAUUUCCUGGACGAGAUAGAUUUGGAGGAGAAGUACAAGAACAAGCCAGAUCAAUUGGCCGCUAUUAAGGCCAACACCCGGACCUACUUCUGUCCAGUUCGACAGGUGCAGCUUUUCGAGGAUGUGAAAUAUAAGCGCACGGCUGUGGAGACCGAGGAGUACGCGAAGGUGCAGAAACGCAAGAGGCAAUCAAUUCCGCUUGAACAAGGUGAACGUGAUGAGACGGCUGCAGAUUCGAGCCAGUGCAAGAAGGGCAAGAAAGAAGCAGCCAAAAGUGAGCUGCCGAAGUUGAAGGCUGGAGGCAAGAAAAAGAUUUCCAAGAAAGUGGAACUGAUGAACGCAAAGAAGCUGCAGCUGAUGGAUUGGAACUGCAAAGCGCGUGGUGACAAAGUCAAAGACUUGGUGCCUGGCUAUGUCGUGAAGGCUUCCACAAAGCUGGUGGAUGACGCUGUGGCCUUUGGGGUUGAAUGCGACAGCAUUCUUGAAAGUGGCCAUGGCGACGCAGAUGAGGUCAUCAAGAAGGCAGACUCUUUCAUGGAGCAGCUGACAGAGAUGAUGGGCCGCGUCAAGUGCCAAGUGGAUCAGGCGCAUGCUUUUGUUGCCACUGGUGCGAGCGGCCAGGAGUGA
Messenger RNA from Cladocopium goreaui, 3822 nucleotides. NCBI's taxonomy places the organism in Eukaryota, Dinophyceae, Suessiales, Symbiodiniaceae. The record is from the annotation of a GenBank genome assembly.